UCCAAAUCGACAAUGACCCCAAGCAUACUUCCAAAGUUGUAGCAAAAUGGCUUAAAGACAACAAAGUCAAGGUAUUGGAGUGGCCAUCACAAAGCCCUGACCUGAAGCCUAUAGAAAAUAUGUGGGCAGAACUGAAAAUGCGUGUGCGAGCAAGGAGGCCUACAAACCUGACUCAUUUACACCAGCUCUGUCAGGAGGAAUGGGACAAAAUUGACCCAACUUAUUGUGGGAAGCUUGUGGAAGGCCACCCAAACCGUUUGACCCAAGUUAAACAAUUUAAAGGCAAUGCUACUAAUUGAUUGUAUGUAAACUUCUGACCCACUGGGAAUGUGAUGAAAGAAAUAAAAGCUGAAAUCAAUAGUUCUCUCUACUAUUAUUCUGACAUUUCACAUUCUUAAAAUAAAGUGGUGAUCCUAGCUAACCUAAGGCAGGGAAUUUUUACUAGGAUUAAAUGUCAGGAAUUGUGAAGAACUGAGUUUAAAUGUAUUUGGCUAAGGUGUAUGUAAACUUCUGCCUUCAACUGUAUGUAUGGCAGGACCAAAUCGGGGAGCAAGCCCAUAUAAUGCUUUGUAGGUUAGCAGUAAAACCUUGAAAUCAACCCUAGCCUUAACAAGAAGCCAGUGUAGAGAGGCUAACACUGGAGUAAUAUGAAUUAUUUUUUGGGUUCUAGUCAAGAUUCUAGUAACCGUGUUUCGCACUACCUGAAGUUUAUAUAGUGCUUUAUCCAGGUAGCUGGAGAGUAGAGCAUUGCAGUAGACUAACCUAGAAGUGACAAAGCAUGGAUUGAUUUUUCUGCAUAAUUUUUGGACAACGUUUCUGAUUUUUGCAAUGUUAUUUAGAUGGAAAAAAGCUGUCAUUGAAAUGUUUGUAGUGUUUGUCAAAAGAGAGAUCAGAGUCCAGAGUAAAGCCACAGUCCUUUCAGUUUUAUUUGAGAUGACUGUACAACCAUCAAGAUUAAUUGUCAGAUCCGGCAUCACCUCUACUUUAUUGCAGACAUGAAAUAAAACAGUUAAAGUAUAAAUAUUGCCAAGUCAUUUUGCUAAGCAAAGACAACGUGAUAUGGGGAGAGUGGGUAGGGGAGGCUGUGUUUUUAUGCCACUCCCCCAACCUUUAACUGAAGAGGUUGUGCUGUCUCAAAACAAAACUAUACACGCCACACUAAGAAGAGCCAACAUCACUGCUGCCUUGCUACUGUAUCAGUCCAGUGUGAAGACUCCACGGGAAGAAGCCAACUUCAAGACUGGCAAACCUGAAGAGGAUGGAGAUUGGUAGGAGCACUGAGAUGUAUCCACCCAAUAUAUGUGGGCGUCACUGUCUGGGGCCCCUGUCCUUCCACAAAGGGGCCUUGGGAACCAAUGUGUGGCUGAGUCUGGGAGGUAGACGUGUGGAGAGGGACAGAGAGACCUUCCAGAAUGGUCUGACUUUCAGCAGUCGUCCAAUCAGGGUCCAGGAGAAGAUACAUCUGCGGGUGGAAUGUUGUGACCAACACUGGCAUGGAGCUCUGCGGCUGGGCUUCACCAUCAUACCCCCCUCCUCCUCUGGGCCCCUCUUCCCUCCUGCUAUGGCUAUCCCUGACCUCACCACCACCUACGGGUACUGGGCAUCCAUCGUGCCCUCCAGCCUCAUCAUCCCAGGUGCAGAGCUCCGCUUCUGGGUGACCCCUCGAGGAAUGCUGGUUUACGAGGGGCCAAAUGGUUUGAGGUACAAGCUACUGAAGGGGGUGGAUGUGACACGCCCCCUGUGGGCCAUGAUAGAUGUCUACGGACAGACCAGAGCUGUGCUCCUAUUGGGUGAGGCACAUGGAUCAGAAAAGAAAGACUUAUUGAAGUUGCAGAUCCGGAGGUCCUGUCCUGUCCCUCCUCCUCCCUCUGUGUCUCAUAGGGACAGCUGCAUGUGUGUGAACGAGGAUCAUCCCUGUCGCACCCCUCAGGACUACAGGCUCUCUGCUGACCCUAUCACUACCACACAGAUAGACCACUCUAUAGAUCGGGACAUCGCUGACGAUUGCGUGGUCUGUCUAUCUGCUAGAGCUUCUGUGGUCCUUCCCUGCGCCCACCGCUGCCUGUGCCUUCGCUGCACCCAGCGGGUCACGGCCGAGUUUGGAAACUGCCCGCUGUGUCGCCAGUCAAUCAGAUACAGCGACGAGGACAGGGGGAUAAAAAAUUGACCAACCGAUGGGGAAAGGAGGGAGAAAAGCAAAGAUGAUCUAAUCAGCAUUAUAUUAGUUCAUAAUAUUGCAAACAUUUCCCUUAUGUUCUUUUUUAGAUCAACUGUCUAUUUUUCACUGUGACUUAUGUUAUAAUGUAGGCAUGUAUACUACAUGUAGGCAUGAAUACUUGAUGAAGAACGUCUCACUGUAGAUGUUUUAUUUGUCAAUGAAUCCAAAUGUAAAUAAAUGCACCCAAAAUGAA
Molecule: messenger RNA, 2411 nt
Organism: Oncorhynchus nerka (sockeye salmon)
Lineage: Eukaryota; Metazoa; Chordata; Actinopteri; Salmoniformes; Salmonidae
Product: E3 ubiquitin-protein ligase NEURL3-like
Exons: 4
Coding region: 1259-2167 (302 amino acids)
Biological process (GO): negative regulation of Notch signaling pathway
Cellular component (GO): plasma membrane; postsynaptic density
Molecular function (GO): ubiquitin protein ligase activity
Source: RefSeq, a predicted model, not a curated record